This is a messenger RNA of Apaloderma vittatum (bar-tailed trogon), 2312 nucleotides long. It is a transcript of the gene CORIN, whose product is annotated as corin, serine peptidase. The record is from RefSeq and is a predicted model, not a curated record. The annotation marks the transcript as partial. Gene Ontology annotation, biological process: proteolysis; acrosome reaction. The transcript is spliced from 17 exons. NCBI's taxonomy places the organism in Eukaryota, Metazoa, Chordata, Aves, Trogoniformes, Trogonidae. Gene Ontology annotation, molecular function: protein binding; serine-type endopeptidase activity. Gene Ontology annotation, cellular component: membrane.
UGCUGUGCGGAGGAGAGGAGAGUUUUUUGUGUGCCAGUGGGAUCUGCAUCCCAGGAAAACUGCAAUGUAAUGGCUACAAUGACUGUGACGAUUGGAGUGAUGAGGUCCAUUGCAACUGCAGUGAGGACGUAUUUCAUUGCAACACAGGAAAAUGCCUAAAUUAUACCUUCGUUUGUGAUGGAUACGAUGACUGUGGAGACCUUAGUGAUGAACAAAACUGCGAUUGUAAUCCAGUGACACAUCAUCAGUGUGGAGAUGGGAGAUGUAUAACAACUGAUUGGGUAUGUGAUGGUGACCAUGACUGUAUAGACAAAUCAGAUGAAAUCAAUUGCUCAUGUCAUAGUCAGGGUCUGGUGGAGUGCAGAAAUGGGCAGUGCAUUCCUAGUGCGUUCCAGUGUGAUGGGGAUAAUGACUGUAAAGAUGGAAGUGAUGAAGAGAACUGCAGUGAAAGUCAAACCCUCUGUCAGGAGGGAGACCAGAGAUGUUCUUCCUGUCCUGAUCCCUGUGGAACUCCUCUCUGUGAGACAAACUGCAGUCAUUGUGAACCAAUUACUCUGGAACUCUGUAUGAACUUGCCUUACAACUAUACAUAUUAUCCAAACUACUUGGGCCACAGGACACAGAAGGAAGCCUCUAUCAGCUGGGAGUCUUCUCUUUUCCCAGCCUUGGUUCAGACCAACUGCUACAAGUACCUUAUGUUUUUUGCCUGUACAAUCUUAGUACCGAAAUGUGACCCCCAUACAAAUCAGCGGAUCCCACCUUGCAGGACAUUAUGUGUACAGUCUAAGGAACGCUGUGAGUCUGUGCUUGGGAUUGUAGGUCUGCAGUGGCCAGAAGAUACUGACUGCACUCAAUUUCCAGAUGAGAACUCAGACAACCAAACUUGUCUAACACCAGAUGAAGAUGUAGAAGAAUGCUCACCCAGUCACUUCAAGUGCCGGUCUGGGAGGUGUGUCCUGGCAUCCAGAAGAUGUGAUGGUCAAGCUGAUUGUGAGGAUGAUAGUGAUGAGGACAGCUGUGGUUGUAGAGAAAGGGGUCUUUGGGAGUGUCCUUUGAAGAAGCAAUGCAUCAAACACGCCAUGAUCUGUGAUGGUUUCCCAGACUGCCCUGACAUGAUGGAUGAGAAGAAUUGCUCAUUUUGUGAAGAGAGUGAACUUGAAUGUGCCAAUCACGAAUGUGUGCCACGUGAGCUCUGGUGUGAUGGGCAAGCAGACUGCAGCGACAGCUCAGAUGAGUGGGACUGUGUUACCCUGUCUAAAAACAUGAGUUCCAAGAGGUUCCUGACCAUUCACAGGUCAGCUGCUGACAACCAUGUUUGUGCUGAUGAGUGGCAAGAAAAUUUAAGCCAACUGGCCUGCAAUCAGAUGGGUUUAGGAGGACCAUCAAAAACGGAAAUUGUAAUGGAGAGUGAUCAAAUGCAGCAUCAAAAAUGGCUGAACCUGCACUCAGACUGGAAGAAUAAAAAUGCAUCCACUUUACAUGCACUUCUGGUGAAUGGACAGAUGUGUCGAAGUGGAAGCAAAGUGGCUCUCUCUUGCACUAAAGAAGACUGUGGCCGUCGCCCAGCUGCUCGCAUGAACAAGAGGAUCCUCGGCGGCAGGACGAGUCGCCCAGGCCGAUGGCCGUGGCAAUGCUCCCUGCAGAGCGAGCCAAGUGGGCACAUCUGUGGCUGUGUUCUGAUUGCAAAGAGAUGGGUCCUGACAGUAGCACACUGCUUUGAAGGGAGAGAAAAUGCAGCUGUUUGGAAAGUAGUAUUUGGGAUUAGCAAUCUUGACCAUCCAUCAGGCUUCAUGCAGACCCGACUAGUGAAGACCAUUAUCCUCCAUCCACGCUACAACAGAGCAGUCGUAGACUAUGAUAUCAGCAUUGUGGAACUAGAUGAGGAUGUCGAGGAGACGAGCUAUGUAAGACCUGUCUGCCUGCCCAGCAAGGACCAGUUGGUUCAGCCAGAUACCUACUGCUACAUCACAGGCUGGGGACACAUGGGCAACAAAAUGCCUUUCAAGCUUCAAGAAGGAGAAGUUCGCAUCAUUUCCUUAGAGCAGUGCCAGUCCUACUUUGACAUGAAAACCAUCACCAGCAGGAUGCUGUGUGCUGGCUACGAGUCUGGCACUGUGGACUCCUGCAUGGGUGACAGUGGAGGCCCACUUGUGUGUGAGCAACCCGCAGGGCGCUGGACUUUGUUUGGUUUAACAUCUUGGGGCUCUGUCUGCUUUUCCAAGGUUUUGGGGCCUGGAGUUUACAGUAACGUGUCACAUUUUAUUGAGUGGAUCGAAAGACAAAUAUACAUCCACACCUUUCUGCUAAACUAA